Messenger RNA from Mya arenaria, 4237 nucleotides. RefSeq lists its product as uncharacterized. NCBI's taxonomy places the organism in Eukaryota, Metazoa, Mollusca, Bivalvia, Myida, Myidae. The transcript has 2 exons. The record is from RefSeq and is a predicted model, not a curated record. The coding region runs from base 218 to 2317 and encodes 699 amino acids.
UCGAUAUUUGCUAGUGGUCUCAGGUUUAUAUAAAUAUAAUAAUGGAAGAAUAUUCCCAAUUGAAAACUACUUCCUUAUCGGCAGAAAGAACGUUAAAUAGGAUAAAUAUGUAACAUGAAUUUGGAAAAAAGAAAUGUAAAUCAGUAUUCAAUUUAAAGAAAGAUAUUGGAACACAUCCAUGUGACAGAUUGAACAAUAUUUCUUACUUCUUUGACAAAUGGGAAAUAUAUUUGAAAGCAGAAAAUCCACUUCGACGUGGUUUCAAAAUGGAGAAAUUAAAACAGAUGGAAAAUUAGCGCAAACAGAAGACUCGCUAAGUGGAUAUAAAGUUUUACCAUCGCAAACAACCGAAUGUCUCCAAGAUGAAAUCAUACAAACAGAGAAGAUAGUGGCAGUCAUAGAAAUUGCAGAAACGUUCACAAGACACCUACUCCAGUACACCGCUCAAGGAAAUGAAAUUCCAUUUGAAAUGAUAUCUGAAAAGCAUCCUUAUUGUUUUGAACGAGCAACCAAUCGGACUGUUACUACAUUCGGCAAAGAAGCUAUGUCAAAAUACUCCAAAUUAACGGAACGCGAAAAACAUCGUUUCUCCUACAUUGAAAACAUCAGCAAGCGAACAAACAUUGAAACAGUUCUGAGUUAUAGUUUCACUUUCCACCGCUUGGAAAUACAAAGGCACCUUGAAAACAUAGAUGAGGAGGAGACAAACAAAGACUACAAACGAAUUAUUGUAUUGCCAAAACAUACAACCAAACAAUUCAUAUUAAAAGUAAAGGAAGCUGCGUCUCAACAUGGGCACAGAAACUAUGUUGUUGGUAUCUCUGAUGCUCUAGCUUCUUUCUUCAAAUCAAAUGUUAUGAAUGAGGAAUACAUAAUCUCAAACAGACAGCUACCGAAAGAAGUUGAUAGUUUUGCACUGGCUUAUAUUGACUAUACAUCGGGGCAAGUAGAAAUGUCUUUGUACAGUAAUGCCUCUGAAACAAUUUGUAGCCAAAGCAGAGAAAGAAUAGAUCUUAUUUCUCAAGACAAUUUAAAGUGUUUUUUACAAGAACUGUUUGGAAGAGAGUUUUGGGUCAAGUACAAGAUGGCGUAUCCAGAUAAUGUCAAGAGUUUUAAUCACUCAAUUGGCAUUGAUUUUAAGAAAAACAUUUACAUCGUUGGUGACAAAUUUGUAUUAGAGUAUUGCCAUUUGUUUUUUGAGGCUGAGAAGUAUUACAUGAUGAGUGUAAACGCAAUUGUAACUAGAUCGAAAUUCAAAGAGUUCGCGGUGUUUGAUGAGGAAACAUCCACACUUGUUUUGUCUGUAAGCGCAGUGAACCAUUUCAAUGUAAGAAAAACACUAACAAAAUUCUUGGAAAAUAAAUACAGCCAGAAUUAUUCACCUUUAAUCAUAACAAGUGAUCAAAGUGUAGAUCCAAUCUUUCAAGAUGAUCUACAACAAGCUCUUAGUGGUGUCAAAAGUGGCUUGUUUCGAAUGUUGACACACAAAGAGAAUAAAUGGAGUUAUUUAACCGUAACGUUUGGGGUUGCAACCUUUGAUGACUUGAGCUACAAUAAUUUACCAUUUUUUUGUCAUUUAGACAAAAAAGAGCACUACAUUUGCUUUGAUACCGAUAAGAAAAAGAAGACCAAGAUAUGGUGUUUUAAGAGCCUACCUAAAAAGAGUCCGAUCGAGAUAUCACCAAAGAUAAUCUGGACUGAAUUAGCUACGUUCUAUUCCUCAAGACGGAAAGCAGCUAAACACCAAUCACUUAUAUUUAGGUCUCAUUCUAGUUAUCCGAGGUAUAUCAAUGAGGAAGGAUGUGAAGUAGCCGCCACAAUACAUGUCAACCCUCCACCGGAAGGCUGGCCAGAUGAAGUAGAGUUCGAGUAUACACUUACGAGCACAAAAAAGGGUCCGCUGAUUGAAGUUACUGAUUUGAAGUCAGGAGUCCAACACAUGGCUAAACUCAUUGAAUCAAGAAUCAAUGAAAGCAUCGUUUACCUACGUGAUCCCAGUAGAUCAGUACUUAAAGGAGCUAUUUCGUUGGGAUUAAACACAAAUGGCAUAAGUUUAUUAAAAAUCGCCAACUCUUCGUACAGUGUAAACUAUAUUCCAGAUAUCAAGACCAUGAAGACACGAGACCAGUUGAAGCUACAAUACAUGCAUGGUACUGUUAUGACAAAUGGUGUGGACCAUGAGUUGAUAAAGAUGGGCCAACUGCUUCACCAUGGACAGAUAUUCUCCUGGGAUGUCCUAGAAAAUUGCGUACCUGAUGAUUUUGUAGGUGCGAAGGGGUCGUAUUUUGAACUGCUUUGGAAAGGUACUGGAAUAUAGUGGAACUUACAUUAAAACACAUGGAGUAUCACUGGACUUCAACAAACAUGUUCUGCUCCUGCCGGUCCGUUUGUUUUGUGGUGACCUUUAAUUAUUUAAAAAAAAGUUGUAUAUCACUCGCAUAUUUCAUUGUAAAGUCAUGUUGUGUAUAAUUAAAUCUGUUUCCAGUGGUUUAGCCUUCAUUCUAACAGCAGGCAUGAGCUAGCUUAUAUAUGUCCAGAGCCUGCUUCUCUAGAUGGCUGGUACGAGUGGGUUGACUGGGAAGUCCAGUUGAUUGUGGAAGACAUUGGCUUUACAUUUAAAGUGAUCAACAAAAACACGGGAGGAGAGACGAUAGAGUACAUACCGACCCUAUGAGAUGUAUAGUAUUACCUUUUGACAAUGGGACAAGUACAAUAGUUCUGUACUUAUCAAUUAAACAUAAAUAAUGUUCAUUUUUUACUUUUUAAUUAAUGAAACAAUUACAAGUUAUACUGGAUGAGCAUAUUAAACAUUAUACAGAGGAGAAAGGGAGUUUUUUAUUGUGAAGAUAAAGUACGUAUCAACCUGAGUGACCUCAGGCAUUUCCACUUACACACAUUAAGACUGUUUGUAUGAAGCCUUAUUUCGUAAUCUGACCUCGAAGCUAAAUUGAUUUGUUAAAAUCCAUGGCUUGCGUUGUAUUUUCAGGACAUAAAAUACUUGUAGGUGGCUGUCUUAAAGGGUCUGUCAAAUGCCUGCCCGAUCCAUUGUCUUAGUACAUUUCCCCUAGUUGUUGCCACCUGCGUCAGGGUUAAACAUGACAAAGUGCAUAACAAGACAUUGACUAAUGACUCUGUAUUUAAAUAAUCUUCGCUGAACCAUUCGAAAAGGUGCCAGUGUAUAUUGUUGAUGCAGUUUGCUCAAAUUAAGUUGUGAACUUAAAAUGUUUCAGAUGUGACUCGUGGGUUAAAGGCGACUACUCCAAAAAAAACUGUGAAGGCUAGACACAUACCAUGGUAGAGAAGGCAGACGAAUCACACUCGGGCUAUAGUCUAUAUUAUGCCAUGAAAGUCUUCCAUACCUUUGAUGCCUUUAAUUCAGAUCAAUUUCAAUUAAAAUCUAUCCAAUAGGCCUUCAGGACGAAGGACAAAUACACCAUGCAGAAGCCUAAUACAACGUAGAUCAUAACUCAUAUUUGUGAUAAUAACACUGUAACAGAAAUUUUAAAGAAAGCGCCAUCAUAAUUUUGGUGUCUUCAAAUAAAAUGAAAUAAAAUAUGAAAAGCUGAACCCAACUGUGAAAAAAACUGUAUCGAGUCGGAAAAGUUCUGAUAUUCAUGAAAACUUGAUUUUUGUUAUAAUUUUAUUCUUUGUUCUUGACCUUUACUGACUAUAAAAGGCAAUACCAAAGUGGUCACAAGUCUAAGUAGAUACAUGUACUUUCAAAUCAUGUACAUGUACGAGCAAGGCAAAAUGUGAUGGGUGUAAUUAACAGUCAGAAUCAGGUCUAUACUACUUUGUUUCCAAGAUGAGCUACUUUAAUUUGUUACAAAAAGUCCAGCAUGAAUGGAUUAGGUAAUUUGAUAGGUAGUCUGCACUAGAUCAAUGAUGAAGAACCUUCCAUUGUCUAGUAAGUCAAAGCUCCAGGUGACAUGUCGACAUUGUAUAUACGAAGAAUCGUGCAACAGUGUAUAAAGCUUGCCCUACUAAGUAAUUUGUCUAAAUAAGCCUGAUUAGGUCAACAUUAACCAGCGGAAAACUUGAUAUUAUAUUUUUCUGUCGAGAAUCUGCUAGUCAGUUUCCAGUAUUGCAUCACAGCGCUUUGAAGCCAUUUGAUUAACAAAAAUGAAAAGGGAAAUCUAAGAUUCUUUUUGCAAUGUUGAGAAUACUUGACAAUGUCUGCAUGUUGUCUUGAACAAGUAUGAAUAAAGGUCACCUCAGGUCAAAAAUUAGGUCACUA